Molecule: messenger RNA, 2018 nt
Organism: Bradysia coprophila
Lineage: Eukaryota; Metazoa; Arthropoda; Insecta; Diptera; Sciaridae
Source: RefSeq, a predicted model, not a curated record
CGGUUCGAAGAUAGUUGGCAUUGUAUGACCAUUUAGUAGGCGAGUGUGUGCAACAUUUUGACGUUUAGAAAAAACAAAUGGCUGGACGUAGACCACGUCGUCAACAGUGACACUAAAAAGCAGUUGUUAACAUACGGACAUGGCUGUAGCUCCACAAAAUCAAAGCUUUUAUUUGCUUUGCGUUCGAUGCCAAAAAUUUGGUCGAUUUGUAUGCGAACGAUGUUCAGAUCGUUAUUGCUCGAAAAAUUGUCAAGUUCUCGAUUGGCCCUUUCAUCGGCAAAUAUGCAUUCAGAUGCCAUCCUUGCUGGAGGUGCCAAGUGAAAAUCAUAUGAUUCCAUAUGAUCAACGUCUAACACUGACAUAUCACACGAAUUCUCAAAAUCAAUACCAGCCUCACUUGAGAAACAACAACGACAGGAAGAGUGACCACUUUGCACGAGUGUUUGGUGGUCAAUCAUUUAUUAAACCGGAUCGACAAGAACUAUGCGACCCGCGAUAUUUUCAAUCGAAGACGGAUCCAGUAUAUAAGGCGCAACCUAUUCUACCAAUCGAAGCUGCUCAUUCGAGUGAUGCAGAUGAAAUCGUAAAUUUGGCAAUAGCCAAAUCGGACCGUGAAGAUCCAUUGAUCAAACGCGAACGACAAAUGUCAAAGAAACCGUUGAAUUGGGAUGAGGACAACCUCGAUCAUAUCCAUGCACUAGAGCGGUUAACGUCAAACGAUUCCCGAAAUUGGCAAAGACAAUUUCCCCUGGAAAAUGAUUCUUUUGUCGUGGUAGUUCAUUUUGAUGGGAGUCCUACCGUAAAUUGUUGGGUUGUUCAAAAUCAACAUAAAGCAAGAAGACAACAAUUGCUCGAUGAGAUGAAAAAAUUGCAUUGCAACAACGAGGGCGGCGAGCUUAAUAAACUAAUUACGAACGAGGUGUACUCUGUUUCGUACAAGGACAACUAUUAUCGCGGUGUUUGUCUCUAUCAAAUAAACACAAAAGAAGUGCUGGUUCGCCUAAUUGACGUUGGACUAACUUUUCAAGCGAAAAUCAGUGCAAUGAAAGCUCUAGAUCCACGCCUCAAGGCUGUGCAGGCUUUCGCGUUAGAGAUAAACCUCGAAAAAUCCCUAGAUUUAACAAUCGGCCAAAUAUUGAAGAUAAAUCGAUUUACAGUGGAUGCAAACGGAACAAUUAAUGUUACACUGAGACCAGAAGUGAAGACAACUCAGUCCACACAUCAAGCCAUUAAAAUUGCGACAAUAUCGAUACCGGCAGGGGAACCACUUGAUUUAUUUUGCUUGGACUAUGGUAACAUUGACAAAGGCUACAUCUCGGUAUGCCUACAUAAUCCCGAGAAAAUCGAAUCAAUUAAUCGAUUGUCGGACCAGAUUAAGGCCUACUUGAAGCCAUUCGGAAUAGCUGGCGCAUACUCUCCGAAUUUGGAUGAAAUUUGUUUCGCAUAUCACCGUUCCGAUCGUCAAUGGUAUCGUGCUGAAUGUAUCAACGUGAUGAAGAACAACGAAUUCGAAGUGAUUUUUAUCGAUUAUGGCAUCACGAGUACAGUGACCAGUGCAAAUUUGCGAAAAUUUUCGACAGAAUCUGCAGAAUUCUCGCAGCCGUCAUUGAUGCAUUUUUGUCACAUAAAAGGUAUACCAUUGAACCCGCCGAUGGAACUUGUCGAAAAGAUUGCAAAGUUUUUUGAAGAAAAUCCCAUUUUUCCCGUCAAGAGUGCUCAAUACAACGAUGGAAUGGUGAUAAUCGAUUGUCCCAAAUUAAUGAGAACCAUAUCGUAAGUCAUCAGCCGGUAUGGGGGAGUAUUCUACAAACACAUGAUAUCUGCCGGGGAUUAUAACGAUACAGCGUUACGCUGACGCUUCUAAUUUAUGGACAAGUGCCAAUGUAGCCAUUCAUUUCUUUCUUUAAAUAUUUAGUCAAUUGAAAAGGACAUUCCAGCAUUGAUUGCUGUUAUUUUUGGUUUUCAUUUGAAAGUUUAAUUUUCAAUUUUUCGACUGUUAGGUGUUAACUGACGUUGAA